AGCAGUAAAAAAAAAUAGCAGAAACAAAUAAAAGGAACGAAAAAAUGGAAGGACGGCGACAUGAUCCUCCAGUCGCAAACAGAAGAAAGUCGUUGUGGCGAACAAUGUCGGUGUCAGGCGGAGCCGGAGCCGGAGGCGGCGGUGACAAUACGGCGAAGGCAAUAGUGGCCGAGCAGAUCUCGCAGACUGUUCAAUCCACAUCAAACCUUCUUCACCUCAUGCAGCAAUCUUCUCCUGCUCAGGCGAAACUUGUUAAGCUUCCCAAGAAUCUCUUGGAAAAAGUUUCCACUAUUAAGAAUACAGAGCAGGUUUUAGAGCAGUUGCCUCGAGUAAUAUCAUCACUUGAUGCACACAUGGAAAAUGGGUUGCAAAAUGUUCCACAUCUGAAGACUGUGGUUCAAUUACUUGCAAAUAUGGAAAGUAGCCAGCUUAGUUCACUAUCUCGAACCCAUGUUCUUCAGAAGGCUCAACCCAUUCCAGCAAACGGCACCAGUAGUGCAAUAUAUAUAAAAGAGGGUCAAAUUUCAGACAUAUAACUCAAAUAGCUUCCAUCAUCUUCACUUCACCAUUGCUAACGGAACUUGAACCAGGAAAUCAAUCUCAAGAGACGGAUUAAUUGAACUUUCAUUGUUUGGGAGUUUCACCUCUGAUCAAUUCAAGCAGAAUUUUUGGAAGCUUCGGACUGAUCAUCCUUGAUUUCAUCAAUAGCUGCUAUGUUUCUUCUUGUGUGUUUCUGCAAAUCAAAUAACAAAGUGCUGUCCCACAUUCCGAUAAUGUAUAUGGUAAUUCAACUGGAGAAAGCUGUCAACAUUAUUAGUUAUGACAAUGUGCCAAAUUUUCAGAUGGGGAAUCGUGUACUGUCCAAUGAGCUCGAUGUCAAGCUAUUAAUUGACGGAUUACAACUGCUAACAUAUGUAUAUGUGUACACAUUUUCAGCUUCUGCUUUUUUUUGGUUUUCUGAUUAUCCAACCUUUGCCAAACGGAUUGUGCAUCUUUUAUUCUCUUUACUUAAAUCAAUUUCCUUUUUUUUCUUGUUAUGAAAUGUACCCUUUCCAGAGCAGAGAACACAGAACAGCCAUCACUUCUGUGAUAAUAGUACUUCUACUACCUAUUACAAAUGUACAGAAGCACUUCUACUUCUAUGAUGAUAGCACACUGUCAUUUUUUAUUUAUGAACAGAAGGAAGAAAAAA
This is a messenger RNA of Cicer arietinum (chickpea), 1192 nucleotides long. Lineage: Eukaryota; Viridiplantae; Streptophyta; Magnoliopsida; Fabales; Fabaceae. The record is from RefSeq and is a predicted model, not a curated record.